AUGGCUCAUCAUUGUGAGGAUGAACACCACCAUAGCCAUGGGGACGACCAUGUCCCACCGGCUCCUACUUAUACUUCGCAGACGUUGGCUAAUGUGAUUGAUACUCAUAAGAUACGCUGUUUAAAUGUCGAGACAUCUUCCACUUCACAACCUUUAGUUAGUAAGUUUUUUCUGAAAAGUCAAGAUGCUAAAUUCGAUUGCAAAGACUACAUACAAAGUGAUGCUGACUGUCAGAUCAUUCUACAUAUUCCAUUCACUGUUAAUUGUAAAAUAUACUCGAUUAUGUUGAGGACUAAUGCUAACGACACAGAUAAUGAGUUGAGCACGCCAAAGGAUAUCAGAAUAUACAAGAAUUACCCAAAGAACAUCGAUUUUGAUACAAUGGGCAAUACUAAAGAGGACUAUAAAAUUCAACAACCAGAAAAUGUAGGGAUUUUGUUUGAUGAGGAAAAUUUGGUUAAUGAAGAUGAAGAUACGUUUGUGGAGCAUUCCUUGCCACGUCGGGUGUUUCAGAACUGCCAUUCGAUAACCUUGUUCGUGGAAAACAACUGGUCUGGCGAUGGGGAUGAGUUGACCAGAAUUUAUUAUUUAGAGAUAAGAGGUGAAGCUACGAGUGCAUUGAAGACUAAUGAUGGCAUCCCGCUGGCUACUGUCUAUGAGUCAGCGCCAAAUCCCCUGGAUCAUGGUAAAUUGGAAUCAGAGCAAACUGGUCUAAACAUGAACUUUUGA
This is a messenger RNA of Tetrapisispora phaffii CBS 4417, 729 nucleotides long. RefSeq names its product PITH domain-containing protein. Bases 1 to 729 code for a protein of 242 amino acids. NCBI's taxonomy places the organism in Eukaryota, Fungi, Ascomycota, Saccharomycetes, Saccharomycetales, Saccharomycetaceae. The transcript has a single exon. The record is from RefSeq and is a predicted model, not a curated record. Gene Ontology annotation, cellular component: nucleus.